Messenger RNA from Zasmidium cellare ATCC 36951, 687 nucleotides. RefSeq lists its product as uncharacterized. The transcript has a single exon. The annotation marks the transcript as partial. The record is from RefSeq and is a predicted model, not a curated record. NCBI's taxonomy places the organism in Eukaryota, Fungi, Ascomycota, Dothideomycetes, Mycosphaerellales, Mycosphaerellaceae.
AUUGAUAAGUGGCUGAGCCGUUGGCCUGCACUUGUCAACAAUGCAACAAGGCAUGAAAUCGAGAACGUCAGUGAGUCGCAAAUCUGCGACGCUUUCGUCGAGUCGUCCCGCGACAUCAAUCCACCCUUCUACAAUUACAUGAAGUCUAGGGAAGCACAAGUCGAGAGUGACACAACCUUGAUUAGAGAUGUAGCGAAGGCGAUGGAGACAAUCUCGAGCGCAAUCAUCACUGCCCUCAACGAGAUCAAUCCCAAUCACGCUAGCCUUGGUGCCGUUACAAUCGUCAAUCCCAUUGACACAGACCCGGAGGAUACAGAUGAUGAAGCCUCUGUUCCGAUCGUGCAAAAGGCACGAAACAGGAUCAACAAGACUCUUCGAAGUUUCUCUGCAUUGAACCCAACACUCUCGGAUCAAAGAAUCACGAUAGGCUUUUGUAUUAAACAGUACAGGACCAUGGCUCCACCGAAUGAGAAAUCCUCUAGAGCCAGAGCAGCGCAUGCUACUCUUCAAGGCAAGACUGUUGUCGAUGUCGAUUCUACGUCGUCAGCCGAUGAGGACUUUCGACCACGGAUAAAGAGACGCAAAAGAGCCGAUUCGACUCCGACCUUAACAAAUGCUCCAUCCAAACUUCGCGAUUGCGCUUGUGGCAUGGCACACAGAUAUACAGACUGUUACUACCUUAACCCC